UUUCACAAAAACGGUUCGUUCACACGUCAGAAAUUAUUUUGAGAUGAAGUGUUCAGAUGAGCCGAUUCGCGAAAAUGAAUCUGUUCAUGAUGUUCGUGGGCGUGGCCUACAGGACGCGACCAAUAGCGAUUCAGUGGGCGUGUACGUAACCCGUUCUAUUAUUACUCAGUGUUUUACGAUGUCCAGCUUUCGUUUAAACAGCUAGCGACGUUACGCACAAGAUAAACAGAGAGGUGCUCACUAUAAACCAUUUACAAGCGAGGACGUUUCUUUUACAGUAUGAAUGUGAGACAGCCGCACAGGUAGUCUGAGAGAGAGAGAGACCCUUACAGACAGGUGCAGAGAGACAGUUAGAACAUGUCAGAGGAAGAUCAGAUAAGUGUCUUAUUCGCUCAAACAUCAGCACAAAGCUCAAUUCAGCCAUACACUCAGUAUUCAAAGCACAGAUCGUAUACUCAGAGCUCUUUUAAGGAGAGAGAUAUGGCUCAGGAGACCAAUCAGACACAAGUGCUCUGUUCGAAUGGUUGUGGGUUUUAUGGGAAUCCUCGUAAUAACGGCAUGUGUUCUGUGUGCUACAAAGACUCCUUACAGCGACAGAACAACAGCGGCAGGUCCAGCGAUCCAGUGUCUUCCAGCCUUAGCAGUAAAGCAGAAUCUAUGACUGGACAAUCGACGUCACCGCAUGAACAAAACAGUCAGUGUUUUUCAACGCCAACACCAGCAGCAGCAGCAGCUACACAUGAAGAAGGUGCUUCAGCAGCAGCUCAGUCAAGCCUGAAAACACCAGAAUUGUUGUGCAGUAAAUUGGCGAGAAACUUUCAGGAGACCAAGGCAGGUAGCUCAUCAGCAGAGGAUUGCAUAUCGAGAGGAAAGAGGAAGCUUGAUGAAACUUGUCAGUCCAUAGAAAGAGUGUCUGCCUCAGAUGUCUCAGAGCAAACCUCAGAUGUACCAGAGCAAUCCAGACCCAAGAAGAACCGCUGCUUCACUUGCCGCAAGAAAGUCAGGCUCACUGGCUUCGACUGCCGGUGCGGGCACUUGUUUUGCAGCAUCCACCGAUACUCAGAUGUUCACAACUGUAGCUUCGAUUACAAGGCUGAUGCAGCUGAAAAAAUAAGGAAAGAAAACCCACUUAUCGUUGGGGAGAAAAUCAAGAAGAUCUGAGUUGAAGAUUGCUAAGAUGUUUUUUACCAUCUUUUCCUUGAAACCUUCAAUUGUGCAUGCUACAAUGAAACAUAUACGCAAAUUUAUUUUGUCUCUUUGUUUCAUUUUACCUCUCAAGUUUAUUUACUUACAAAAUACUGUGGUGUGUAUACCGUGAAAUAUUUAUAUAAUUAGUCAUUUUAUUUACAUUAACAAAUGGGUUUUAGUUCUCACAUGCUGAGACGACUCGGGUGACCGUAUAUUUCUGGUGAUGAAUAAAGCUUGCAUGUUAAAGCCAUUGCCAGAAUUUUUUUUCUUUAGAUUUUUUUCAAUGACGAUUGUAAGCAAGAAAAUUACAUUAUUUACGUAAUAUAAAAAAGAUAAGGUUUUAUUAUCAAUUACUGUAUUUGUUUCAUCCUUGGUUUAAAAACUUAAGAAGUUUAUAAGUCAUUUAAAAUAAACAAAUUAUGUUUGUGACUGCGGACUCUGGUUUAACAGGUUUUUUUUUUUUUUUUGCACUUCAUUACAGACUGUGAUUUACAUUUUCCACAUAGUUCAUUUAUUAGAGUGAGUGGAAGUUGCGAGUGAUUUUAUUUAUGUGUGUGUAUUCACUGCAUUCAUGUUCAAUAAAGUUUUACACGUCA
Cyprinus carpio (common carp) is the source of this 1784-nucleotide messenger RNA. RefSeq names its product zinc finger, AN1-type domain 6 (gene zfand6). Gene Ontology annotation, molecular function: polyubiquitin modification-dependent protein binding; zinc ion binding; DNA binding. NCBI's taxonomy places the organism in Eukaryota, Metazoa, Chordata, Actinopteri, Cypriniformes, Cyprinidae. The record is from RefSeq and is a predicted model, not a curated record. Gene Ontology annotation, biological process: protein targeting to peroxisome.